This is a messenger RNA of Fusarium pseudograminearum CS3096, 1251 nucleotides long. RefSeq lists its product as uncharacterized. The transcript is spliced from 3 exons. The record is from RefSeq and is a predicted model, not a curated record. Bases 1 to 1251 code for a protein of 416 amino acids. Gene Ontology annotation, cellular component: actin cortical patch. Gene Ontology annotation, molecular function: phosphatidate phosphatase activity. Lineage: Eukaryota; Fungi; Ascomycota; Sordariomycetes; Hypocreales; Nectriaceae.
AUGGACGACAAACUAGACUUUGACCCGCGCGCAUUUGCAGCCGACAUGCAACUACGCACUCGAAAAGCCCGCAACUUUGACAAGGUCGAGCAUGACCUGCCCGACCCCAAAUCCGCUGCCUUUCAGAAAGUACAGACCGCCGCUCUUGCAGGACCUGUUAAUGUCUCGGGAUGGCUUUCGCGCGUUGCAGGAUGGAACCCUUUCGGCAAAGCUGUCGACGCUGGUGAUAUUUUGUGGCUCAUGGACAACACGGCCUAUCGCAACCCCGAAACCGAUCAGUGGGAGGCCGAAUUCGUCGCUGCCGUGUUUGAGAACGAACCCAAGUGCCGCGUAGCGGAUAUAGUGUCUGGUAUCGCUUCGACGCUUGGCUUGGCGGAGGAUGCGGCUGAGCGUGACGUUAUUGAAGAGAGGAUCAUUCCAUUUCUUUGGGAUAUUCAGGCAGCGAGGGUUUUCUGGAUCGAACACAAGAAGAAGGAAAUCAAGUUGGGACCCACUAGCAUCAACGGCAUCACGACGAGCGUUCAGCCUGUUGACCGCUACCAUAAGGGGUCGAUUGUUGAUGCGACAGCGCUGGUGCCCCAUGGGACGAAGGGCAUUCACGACAUGCAGACAUACUAUGCCGGGCCUGAAGGUUGGGCUGUUAUAUCAGAUGUUGAUGAUACUAUCAAGGUUACCUUGACCAGUGAUCCUCUUGGUAUUCUCAAGUCGACUUUUAUCGACGAGCCCACUCCAGUCCCUGGAAUGCCCGAACUUCUCUCAGAUCUGCAGACUUUACUCCCUCGUGAUACCCCCUGGUUUUAUCUGUCAGCGUCACCGUACAACCUGUACCCCCUGUUACGCGAGUUCCGCGAACGAUACUACCCACAAGGCCAACUCAUCCUUCGCGACUCGAGCUGGCGCACAGUGGCGGGUUUGUUGUCAGCGCUCACUAUGGGAACCGAGGAGUACAAGACGGACCGUAUGAAGAAGAUCCAAUCUUGGUUGCCAAAGAAGAAGUUGAUUCUCAUCGGCGACUCGACACAAUCUGAUCCUGAGGCCUACGGUGAAAUUUACCGUACGUUCCCAGGUUGGGUCAAGAUGAUCCUCAUCCGCAAGGCUACUGAUGUGGCUGCCUUUGGCAUCGACGAGAAGAACCAGCUUGAGCGUUUUGAAAAGGCUUUCAAACACGUACCGGUCGAGGCCUGGCAUGUUUUCGAGGAUCCAAGCGAGUGUCGAAACAUUGUGCGAGACGUUGUUCGAAAGAGGGGCUGA